AUGUCUAUACACACCCUUCAAGCCCGCCUGAAAGACACGGCCAGCUCCCUGGGCGAAACGAAACCUCUCAUAGAGCGACUUCGAAACUUUACACAUGCUAUUGGACAAGGCGACGAGGCGCGCUUGGAGCUCGGAGCCGAAAUUCAUUCGCGACUCAAAAAUGUGGAAGACGAGAUGGAGAUUCUGAAUGUGGAAGUUGAAAGUCUAGAAGAGCCUGGCCAGAGUAGAAGGAAAGGGAAUGAAAACAUGGAAAAGAGCGCCGAGCGGAAACGAGUCAUUGGUCUUGCUGAGAGACUGACGGCUGAUUUGAAGAGGACAAGAACGGAAUUUCGUAAUGCGCAACUCCAGGCCAACCGCAAUGCAGAGACUGCGCGCAGAAAGGAACGGGAACUGCUGUUUGUACGAUCUAGCGAUAGGGACGAGUCGAGAAAAGGGACAAAUAAAUUCACGCAAAACGACGUUACGAUCAAUGCAUCGAACGAUGUCACGGCUGCCCUGAGAAGAACCCACGAGCUUAUGCAGGCGGAGCUAUCCCGUAGCCAGUUUGCUCAAGAGACUCUCGAGUCUUAUACUAAACUUGACACCGUCUUGUCCUCCACCCGAGCUCUUGUUAGCUCCCUCUUACGGUCUCAAAAGUCUGACACAUGGUAUCUCGAAACAUCGUUCUAUCUACUUAUUGGAACUAUUGCAUGGCUUCUUUUCCGAAGGAUACUUUAUGGACCGAUGUGGUGGCUUGCAUGGAUGCCGGUUAAGAUGAUUUAUAGGUUUGUCGCAUCUGUCUUUGGCGUGGCAACGUUCUCAGGGUCUGUUGCUACCACCACUUCGGCCUUGGUUAGUGGUGGUACACAGGUAGCAAAUGCACAUGCUGGCACGGAAACGGCGACAGCAGUGAUAGAAGGCAAAGACGCUCCAGUUGUGGUGACUGCCCAGGGAAGUGAUGAGGAUUCCGUGCUUGAAGAAAUCAAUAAUAUAAUCGCAGACGAACAUCUAGACGCAGAACAGGGUGACGAGGCUUCAAGCAGCUCCAAGCAAAAGACAUCAGAUAAUGCAGCAGAACAGUCGCGUUUACAGCCCUGGGUUGAGAAAUAUCGACCCAAAUCUUUGGAUGAUGUCGCAGCACAGGAUCACACCACGACCGUUCUCCAACGAACAUUACAAGCCUCCAACCUUCCACACAUGCUCUUCUACGGGCCCCCCGGAACGGGCAAAACAUCCACAAUUCUCGCACUUGCCAAAUCCCUCUUCGGCCCUACACUGUUUCGCACGCGUGUCCUCGAACUCAACGCCUCCGACGAGCGCGGUAUCAACAUAGUCCGCGAGAAAAUCAAAGACUUUGCUCGAACCCAGCUUUCACAACCCAGCGGUCUAGAUGCAGCAUACCGCGAGAAAUAUCCCUGCCCACCUUUCAAAAUCAUCAUCCUAGAUGAAGCCGACAGCAUGACGCAAGACGCCCAAUCUGCCCUCCGUCGCACAAUGGAACAGUACAGCCGUAUCACGCGUUUCUGUCUGGUUUGCAACUACGUCACUAGAAUCAUUGAGCCGCUGGCUAGUCGAUGCAGCAAGUUCCGCUUCAAGGCGCUCGAUGGUAGCUCGGCGGCAGAUCGGAUAAACGAGAUUGCGCAGGCGGAGAGCUUAACGUUACAGGAUGGGGUUGUCGAUACGCUGAUACAAUGCGCCGAGGGUGAUCUGCGUCGAGCUAUUACCUAUCUUCAAAGCGCGGCUAGACUUGUUGGCGCAACACAACGAAAGAAGAAUGAUGGGGAUGACGAUACGGAAAUGACAGAUGCUGACAAUAGUCAGUCGGGGAUUAUUACGGUGCAGACUAUUGAGGAGAUUGCGGGUGUUGUUCCGGACAGUGUGUUGGACAAGUUGACGCAGGCUAUGCAGCCCAAGAAAAUGGGUUCGGCUUACGAGGCAGUGGCAGCAGUCGUCUCGGAGAUUGUUGCUGAUGGUUGGAGUGCCACACAAGUAUUAAUUCAGCUAUACCGCCGUAUCGUCUUCAACGAUGCAAUCCCUGACAUCCAGAAGAACAGAAUUGUCAUGGUCUUCUCGGAAAUGGACAAAAGGCUCCUCGAUGGCUCGGAUGAGCAUCUAUCAAUUUUGGACAUGGUGCUACGCAUUUCGGGUAUUUUAGGGUCUUGA
This is a messenger RNA of Talaromyces atroroseus, 2142 nucleotides long. RefSeq lists its product as hypothetical. Lineage: Eukaryota; Fungi; Ascomycota; Eurotiomycetes; Eurotiales; Trichocomaceae. The record is from RefSeq and is a predicted model, not a curated record. Gene Ontology annotation, biological process: DNA-templated DNA replication; DNA repair; retrograde vesicle-mediated transport, Golgi to endoplasmic reticulum. The coding region runs from base 1 to 2142 and encodes 713 amino acids. The transcript has 7 exons. Gene Ontology annotation, cellular component: nucleus; DNA replication factor C complex. Gene Ontology annotation, molecular function: SNAP receptor activity; DNA clamp loader activity; DNA binding.